Molecule: messenger RNA, 3381 nt
Organism: Gastrolobium bilobum
Lineage: Eukaryota; Viridiplantae; Streptophyta; Magnoliopsida; Fabales; Fabaceae
Product: alpha-mannosidase
Exons: 29
Coding region: 166-3192 (1008 amino acids)
Biological process (GO): mannose metabolic process
Molecular function (GO): alpha-mannosidase activity; carbohydrate binding
Source: RefSeq, a predicted model, not a curated record
GUGUGAGUCCCACGCUUAAAAAAAAAAAAGUCAUACCAAAGUCAGGAUACGACGCCGUAUCCUUGUUGCAGGAAUGAACAGUGUCAUUCCUGCAACAUGAUUCUUAUAUUUCCCAUAAAUGAAUAGUAUAUUAUCCACAAACUAGGCACAAUUUUCUUGUUGGAAAUGGGAAACAUAAGAACCUUAGCUGCAGAGUUUCUCUCUGCUUUUCUCUUGCUUUGUUUCUAUGGCACAUUAGUUUGUGCUGCUAAAUACAUAAAUUAUAAUACUGGAGCUGGUGUUGUGCAAGGAAAAUUGAAUGUUCACCUAGUUGCACAUUCCCACGAUGAUGUUGGUUGGUUGAAGACUAUUGAUCAGUACUAUGUUGGAUCAAACAAUACUAUUCAGGUGGCAUGUGUUCAGAAUGUGCUGGACUCAGUGGUUGUGUCCCUUCAGAAAGAUCCAAAUAGAAAGUUUGUGUUUGCUGAGAUGGCGUUUUUCCAUCGAUGGUGGGUAGAACAAAGUCCACAAACACAAGAACAAGUGAAAAAGCUUGUGGAUGCUGGGCAGCUAGAAUUCGUAAAUGGUGGUUGGUGUAUGCACGAUGAAGCCACGUGCCACUACAUAGACAUGAUUGAUCAAACAAGUCUGGGUCAUCGCUUCCUAAAGGAACAGUUUAACAAGACCCCUCGUGCUGGAUGGCAGAUUGAUCCAUUUGGACACUCUGCUGUUCAGGCUUACCUAUUAGGCGCUGAGCUUGGGUUUGAUUCUGUACAUUUCGCUAGGAUUGAUUAUCAAGACAGAGCUAAGCGCAAAGAUGAUAAGUCUCUUGAAGUUAUUUGGCGUGGGUCUAAGACAUUUGGUUCUUCAGCUCAGAUUUUUGCCAAUGCUUUUCCCGUUCAUUAUAGUGCUCCAAAUGGUUUUAAUUUCGAAGUCGAUAGAACUGACAUUGAUCCGUUACAGGAUGAUCCUCUUAUCUUCGAUUACAAUGUUGAACAGCGCGUCAAAGACUUUAUAGAUGCAGCUACUACCCAAGCAAAUGUGACGAGGACAAACCAUAUCAUGUGGACAAUGGGUGAUGAUUUCCAGUACCAAUAUGCAGAGUCUUGGUUCAAGCAAAUGGAUAAAUUAAUACAUUAUGUUAACAAGGACGGUAGAGUGAAUGCCUUAUAUUCUACUCCAUCUAUUUAUACCAUUGCUAAAAAUGCUGCAAAUCAAUCUUGGCCGCUGAAAACUGAUGAUUACUUCCCGUAUGCUGAUGGAGCAAAUGCUUAUUGGACAGGCUUUUACACCAGUCGCCCAGCCUUAAAGAGAUAUGUUAGGAUGCUAAGUGGAUAUUAUUUGGCAACACGUCAACUUGAGUUUUUGGCUGGAAAGAAAUCAACUGGAUACCAUACUUUUGAUCUUGGAGAUGCUCUAGGAAUUGCACAGCACCAUGAUGCUGUCACUGGCACUGCCAAACAACAUACAACUAAUGACUAUGCCAAACGAUUGGCUCUUGGAGCAUCUAAGGCUGAAGCAGUUGUUAGUUCUUCUUUGGCUUGUCUUACUAGUAAGCAAUCAGGUUAUCAAUGUUCAGCACCUGCAUCGGCAUUUGCCCAGUGUCAAUUACUCAAUAUCAGUUACUGCCCUCCGACAGAAGGCAAUAUUCCAGAGGAUAAGAGUUUGGUAGUAGUGGUGUAUAACCCACUUGGAUGGAAUCGUACUGAUAUUGUCAGAAUACCUGUGAAUGAUGCUAAUGUUGUUGUCAAAGAUUCAUGGGGCAAUAACCUUGAAGCACAAUAUGUGGACGUGGAUGAUGUUACAACAAAUCUAAGAGAAUUAUACGUGAAGGCCUAUUUGGGACUGUCACCAAAACAAGCCCCCAAAUACUGGCUUCUGUUUCAGGUGUCAGUACCUCCACUUGGAUGGAGUACUUACUUCAUUUCUAAAGCAGCUGGUAAAGGUAAAGUUCCCAUCCCCCCACCCACACACACACACACCCAGAGAGAUACCAUUGACAUAGGGCCGGGAGAUUUAAAGAUGCGCUUUUCUUCAACUUCUGGACAACUCAAACGGAUGUAUAAUUCCAGAACUGGAGUUGAUAUACCAAUUCAGCAAAGCUUUCUCUGGUAUGGUUCCAGUGAUGAUACUCAGGCUUCUGGUGCAUAUAUAUUCAGGCCUAAUGGAUCUCCUCCAAAAAUUGUUUCAAGAUCAGUGCCCUUCAAGGUAAUCCACGGACCGCUUGUUCAUGAGGUUCAUCAGAAUUUUAGCUCUUGGAUUUACCAGGUUACUAGGCUUUACAAAGACAAAGACCAUGCUGAAAUUGAAUUCACUAUUGGUCCAAUUCCUACUGAUGAUGGAGUUGGAAAAGAGGUGAUCACACAAAUGACAGCAAAUAUGGCCACAAACAAGGAGUUUUACACUGAUUCUAAUGGAAGAGAUUUUCUGAAACGGGUUCGAGAUCAUAGGGAAGAUUGGCCCCUUCAAGUUACUCAACCUGUAGCAGGAAAUUAUUAUCCACUUAAUCUUGGAAUUUAUACUAAGGAUAAGAAAUCUGAAUUCUCAGUCUUAGUUGACCGUGCCACUGGUGGAGCCAGCAUUAAAGAUGGUGAGGUGGAACUGAUGCUUCAUAGGCGUAUUCUCAAUGAUGAUGGUCGAGGAGUAGGGGAAGCACUUGAUGAACAAGUUUGCGUGAAUGAUACAUGUGAAGGACUAACAGUCAGGGGAAAUUAUUAUAUCGGCAUCCACAAGCUUGGAGCUGGUUCACGCUGGCGCCGAACAACUGGUCAGGAAAUUUACUCACCACUUUUAUUGGCUUUCACACACGAGAACUUGGAAAAUUGGAAGUCCUCUCAUUUGACCAAAGGAACUGUCAUGGAUCCAAAUUACAGCUUGCCUCCCAAUGUUGCUCUGAUAACUCUUGAGGAGUUGAAUGGAGGAGUUGUGCUUCUCCGGUUGGCACAUCUAUAUGAGCCAAGUGAAGAUGCCAAGUAUUCAACUUUGACCAAAGUUGAACUGAAGAGGUUGUUUGCCACAAAAACGAUAAAGGACUUGAAGGAAGUUAGUUUAUCAGCUAACCAAGAGAAGUCAGAAAUGAAGAAGAUGACAUGGAAGGUUGAAGGGGACAAAGGGAAAGAACCUCAAGCAGUUAGGGGUGACCCUGUCAACAAUUCCGAUUUUGUUGUUGAGCUUGGUCCCAUGGAAAUACGGACUUUCCUGUUGAAAUUUUAAAUAAUACGGUCUCAAAUCAUCUUAAUUUUUUUCUUUAUGAUUAAUUUAUUUUAAUAUGUCCUUUAUUUUAAAUGGGUUCAUCUAGUACCUAUACGAACUAGUUUAUGCUAGAUAUAUAUGACUGUUGUCGUUGAUGUUCUUAACUGUCUGAAAUCAUCUUUGAUGAUUUUAUUUGAAGAAAUAAACAUG